This is a messenger RNA of Pochonia chlamydosporia 170, 477 nucleotides long. RefSeq lists its product as hypothetical. NCBI's taxonomy places the organism in Eukaryota, Fungi, Ascomycota, Sordariomycetes, Hypocreales, Clavicipitaceae. Bases 1 to 477 code for a protein of 158 amino acids. The transcript has a single exon. The record is from RefSeq and is a predicted model, not a curated record.
AUGCAGACCAAGGUUAUCCUCGCUGCCCUCGCCGGCACCACCUUCGCCUCUCAGCUUCAGCCUCGCCAGACUGAUAUCGGUGCUGCCACCGCCUGCCUGAGCCUCCUCGGCUCCAUGCCCACUCCUCCUCCUGCCCUGACCCAGGAGUUCAUCAAGAACCCUCCCAAGGACUACUGCUCCAUCACCGUCCCCGCCAGCCUCAGCAGCGACUGGUCGAGCUACACCUCCGCCGCCGCCUCCUGGAUCAAGGAGCACUCCAGCGACCUGGCCAAGUGCCCCGGAGCCGACCAGAUCAAGUCCAAGAGCCCUGUUGACUGCAAGGCCGCCAACGGUGGCGGCAGCCAGACCACCGGCGGCAGUGACGCUACCAACACUGGUUCUGGUGCCGCUGCUUCCAAGACUGGUGCCGCUGCCCGUGAGACUGGCAUGGCUUUCGCGGCUGUUGCUGCUGCUGGCUUUGCCCUUGCUGCUCUGUAA